AUGUCGCUCCCCAAGGGAAUCUCCUCUGUGCUCAAGAAGGCGCCUUCCGACGUCGUCAUCCUGUCGUCGCUGCGAACCCCCGUCUGCCGCUCGUACAAGGGACAGCUGAAGGACGCAUACCCCGAAGAGCUGCUUUCCACCGUCCUCAAGGCCACUCUCGAGGCCAACCCGAACCUCGACCCCGCCAAGAUUGAAGAUGUCGCCGUUGGCGUCGUGCUCUCGGAGCUCGGUGGCUCCAAGGCCGCCCGCAUGGCCAUGAACCACGUCGGUUACCCCAACACGACCUCCCUCUACACCGUCAACCGCGCCUGCUCCUCGUCAUUGCAGUCAAUCGCACUUGUCGCAUCGCAGAUCCGAACCGAGACGAUAUCCGUGGGAAUUGGCGCUGGUAUGGAGAGCAUGACCCGCAACUACGGCAGCCGUGCGAUUCCCGUCGACGUGUGGCCGGAACUGAAGGAUUCUCCGGUCAAGGAUGCUAGAGACUGCAUCAUGGCCAUGGGCACUACUUCGGAGAACGUCGCUGAGCGUUAUGGUGUUUCCCGCGCGGACCAAGAUGAGUUCGCCCUUCGCAGCCACCAGAACGCGUCGCGCGCAGCAAGUGAUGGUUCCUUCGCCAAGGAGAUCGUCCCAGUGAAGACGAGGUUCCAAGAGAAGGAUAAGCAGGGAAACAAUGUCGGAGAGGAAAAGAUUAUUACCGCCACUCAGGACGAUGGUAUCCGCGCGAACAUCAGCAUCGAGGCUUUGGCCAAACUGAAGCCGGCUUUCAAGGCGGACGGUGCUAGCACGGCUGGCAACUCAUCGCAAGUUUCCGACGGUGCCGCCGCGACUCUGUUGAUGCGCCGAAGCACCGCAACUGAGUUGGGCCUUACUGAUAGUAUUAUCGGCAAGUUCGUUUCGGCUACCACUGUCGGUUGCAAGCCCGACGAGAUGGGCAUUGGUCCAGCUAUUGCUAUCCCCAAGCUGUUGAACCAGCUCGGACUGGAGAACAAGGAUGUCAGCCGCUGGGAGAUCAACGAGGCUUUCGCCAGUCAGGCCAUCUACUGCCUGAGAGCCUUGGGCUUGGAGCAGGCUUAUGAGGACGGCAAGGUGAACCCCGACGGUGGAGCUAUCGCUCUUGGUCACCCUCUGGGUGCCACGGGAGCCCGCAUGACCAGCACCCUGUUGCACGGUCUGGGCCGAUCUGGUGGCGAGGUCGGUGUUGUCAGCAUGUGUGUCGGUACCGGCAUGGGAAUGGCUGGCUUGUUCGUGAGGGAGUAA
Molecule: messenger RNA, 1257 nt
Organism: Colletotrichum chrysophilum
Lineage: Eukaryota; Fungi; Ascomycota; Sordariomycetes; Glomerellales; Glomerellaceae
Exons: 1
Coding region: 1-1257 (418 amino acids)
Biological process (GO): fatty acid beta-oxidation; phenylacetate catabolic process
Cellular component (GO): peroxisome
Molecular function (GO): acetyl-CoA C-acyltransferase activity
Source: RefSeq, a predicted model, not a curated record